AUGUGUUCAUCUCUCACUAACAAAACGCUGGUGAAAGGAAUAAAGCAAGCUUGCCCAAUCGAACAAACGAGUUGUUUGGACGGAUUCCAUUCUGUGCUGAAUCAAUUCUCUCACUUACAGAGGAAUGUUUUGUACAUGUAGGUAUGUAUUGUACAGGUACUGUAAUGAUGUAGGUUUGGCAUACUGUACACUUUGAAUACUGCACAGGGGCGGUUCAGUCUCAUCUGAGGGUUGCACUGCAGAUUUUUCAGGGGGGUGCUCCCUUCUACCAACAGUGAAAAUUAUGUCAAAGACGCCUUAGGAGUAUACAUGUCCAUAACGAGUAUACAUGUGUAAUUUUUUGCAGGCAUGCCUUAGCGGUUAUGCACUUCAAUCAAAACCUAUCUCGGGAAACAAGAAUGAAAAAUGGUGUUGAACAAUGCAAUGUUGUUUAUCCCAAGUUCAUGAAUGGAGAAGCAGUUGUCAGAAAGGUUCCAGUCAAGCAAAACUUUGGUAAGGUGAUUGGUUAGUCAUUUACAAUUACAUACAAUGUACAGUGUGGCAAAGUUUCUCUGAAUGCCACCACUACAUAGUUUAGAGCGGUUUAUAACAUCAAACAAUUGACAAUGAAGAGGACUCCUUUCAAUUGUUUUUGAUGAAAAACAGUAUAAAUAUACAUUUUUUGUUUUUAAUAGAUUAUGUGGAGGACAUAUAUCACAAUCCAUGA
Molecule: messenger RNA, 706 nt
Organism: Paramuricea clavata
Lineage: Eukaryota; Metazoa; Cnidaria; Anthozoa; Malacalcyonacea; Plexauridae
Source: the annotation of a GenBank genome assembly